Molecule: messenger RNA, 2382 nt
Organism: Rubroshorea leprosula
Lineage: Eukaryota; Viridiplantae; Streptophyta; Magnoliopsida; Malvales; Dipterocarpaceae
Source: the annotation of a GenBank genome assembly
AUGUUUGGCGCGGCUGCUUCCACCACUGUCGCCACCACCGCCGCCAAUACUGCCCAAGCUGCGCGCGCUAGCCUACUCUGUGUCUUUCAAAGGAAUACUCUUGCUUCCUCUUCUUCUUUCUAUCAGCCGAUUUCGUGUUUUCAGGUUCAUUCUCGGUCGCUUCGCUCGAGCUGUGGUGGCCCUUUCAGAGCCAUGGCUGACUCCCAAACCCUUUCUGUUCCAAGCAACGAGGCGCAAUCGUCCUCUCCCGGCAACAAGCAGGCACUCAUAUCUUUAUCGGACAAGAAGGACCUGGCGUUUCUUGGUAAUGGGCUUCAAGAAUUGGGAUAUACAAUUGUUUCAACUGGAGGAACUGCUUCUGCCUUAGAAAAUACUGGUGUCUCCGUAACUAAAGUGGAACAGCUUACAUGCUUCCCAGAAAUGGUAAUCUGAUUCUUAUGUUGGAGAUAUUUCUCAAGUUGUCUUUUCCAUUUUCUUUCUUAUUUCCGUCUGUCUAUGGACAUGGUCACUUGGAUUUAUUUAUAGGAGAUACUAAAUAAGUUUUAAGUGAUUACCACAUUCUGGCAACAAAAAUUAUGACUUACAUGUUGCAUCUUUAGCUUGAUGGUUAACUGCUUAGAUUUUAAAAUUUGUCGGUGGACAACAAUGUGAGCUUUGCAACUUUUUUUUUUUUAAUUCUUUUUUACUCCUUUCCCCCACCUUCUACCCAAAAAACUGACAGAUUAAUUUAUCAAGCAUGGAUGGUAAUAGAAAAAAAAAAAAAAAAAUCCCUAAUGGUCUUUGCAGCUUGAUGGUCGUGUGAAAACCUUACAUCCCAAUAUACAUGGGGGUAUUCUUGCUAGAAGAGACCAAAAGCAUCACAUGGAAGCUCUUAACAAACAUGGAAUUGGUACAUUUGAUGUGGUGGUGGUGAACUUGUACCCUUUUUAUGAUAAGGUUACUUCCACUGAGGGAAUCAGUUUUGAGGAUGGAAUUGAGAAUAUUGACAUUGGUGGCCCUGCCAUGAUUAGAGCUGCUGCAAAGAAUCACAAGGAUGUCUUGAUUGUUGUUGAUUCACAAGACUAUCCUGCACUUCUAGAGUUUCUAAAAGGAAAUCACAAUGAUCAACAGUUCCGUAUAAAGCUUGCUUGGAAGGCUUUUCAGCAUGUUGCUUCUUACGAUUCUGCAGUUUCAGAGUGGCUAUGGAAACAGACUGUUGGAGAUAAAUUCCCUCCCAGUUUAACAGUGCCAAUUUCUCUCAAAAGUUUGCUUCGCUAUGGAGAAAAUCCUCAUCAGAAGGCUGCAUUUUUUAUUGACAAAAGCCUUUCUGAGGUCAAUGCUGGUGGCAUUGCAACAGCUAUUCAACACCAUGGGAAGGAGAUGUCAUAUAAUAACUAUCUAGAUGCAGAUGCUGCUUGGAAUUGUGUGUCAGAGUUUAAGAACCCUACAUGUGUGAUUGUAAAGCACACAAAUCCCUGUGGGGUAGCCUCACGUGAUGAUAUCCUUGAAGCAUAUAGGCUAGCUGUGAAAGCAGAUCCAGUGAGUGCGUUUGGAGGAAUUGUGGCCUUCAACACAGAAGUUGAUGAGGCUCUUGCUAAGGAAAUUCGAGAGUUUAGAAGCCCAACAGAUGGUGAAACUCGGAUGUUUUAUGAGAUAGUUGUGGCUCCAAGUUACACAAAGAAGGGCCUUGAGGUUCUCUGCGGAAAAUCAAAGACAUUGAGGAUCCUUGAGGCAAAAAUGAAUGAGAAAGGAAAGCUCUCUCUUAGACAAGUUGGUGGUGGGUGGUUGGCUCAGGAUUCAGAUGACUUAGUCCCUGAAGAUAUCCAGUUCAAGGUAGUGUCUGAGAAGAAUCCACCAGAAAGUGAGCUUCGUGAUGCGGAAUUUGCUUGGCUGUGUGUAAAGCAUGUUAAGAGCAACGCAAUUGUAAUUGCAAAGAACAAUUGUAUGCUGGGUAUGGGAAGUGGGCAGCCAAACCGUUUGGAGAGUUUGAGAAUAGCUUUGAGGAAAGCAGGUGAUGAGGUCAAAGGAGCUGCUUUGGCUAGUGACGCAUUCUUCCCAUUCGCUUGGAAAGAUGCUGUGGAAGAAGCCUGUGAAAGUGGGAUUGGAGUUAUCACAGAGCCUGGUGGGAGCAUUAGAGAUAAUGAUGCUAUAGACUGUUGUAACAAGUAUGGAGUCUCCCUGCUUUUCACUAAUGUGAGGCACUUUAGGCACUGACGCUUUUAUUUCUUUUUCCCUUUAAGGGCUCAACCUGUGCUCCUAUGAGACAUGAAAGUUUUGAUACCUCAUAAUAAUGUUAUCUUCGGAUAUUCCUCUAAAAGAGGUUGCAGAAGGAUGUGUAUGCCAUGAAUGCCUAAAUGCCUAGGAAUUUUUGAGAUUGUUCUUGAAUAAGAGAGAUGAUAUUUA